AUGACCAUUGGUGAGUGGAGUAGAAUGAAUAUUGUCAAUGUUCUACGUAUUCUUCGGGUUUUUCACAUUUGCUCGGGUUUAAAAAUCAAUUUAACAAAGUCUAAUAUUUUUUCGUUCGGAGUGGAACCGGAGGAUCUCAACGAUAUGGCCUCUUUGCUAGGAUGUAAAGCCGGAAAGUUUCCAUUCAAGUAUCUUGGGUUGCUUGUCGGUGCUAACAUGAACCGUGUUUCAAACUGGAAGCCGGUUUACGAUUUAUUUGAUGUUAGACUGGCUAAAUGGAAAGCGGGGCUACUUUCCAUUGGGGGAAGGAUUACGUUAACUAAAGCGGUGCUUGAAAGUUUGCCCAUUUACUAUUUUUCUCUAUACAGAGCCCCGGUGCAAGUUAUUAAUGAGCUGGAAGCAAAUUAG
This is a messenger RNA of Helianthus annuus (common sunflower), 408 nucleotides long. RefSeq lists its product as uncharacterized. Bases 1 to 408 code for a protein of 135 amino acids. The transcript has a single exon. Lineage: Eukaryota; Viridiplantae; Streptophyta; Magnoliopsida; Asterales; Asteraceae. The record is from RefSeq and is a predicted model, not a curated record.